UUCACUGUGUGUGUAUGUGUGUUUGGCUGAGCUGCCUUGUAUUGUUGAUCCCGAUUGACUUCGAGAGACCCUGACAUUGGAAAUUAGAAGGAUAUACCUCCGGACAGACCAUAAGUUAGGUGACACACUGUUGUGACUAGGCUACCUGUGUUGUCUGAGCUCUAAGAUUGGAUCAAGACCAUGACCCAGCCUCGGCCGGACGAGUUCAAGCCGCCUCAGGAGUGCCCAGUCUUCGAACCAAGCUGGGAGGAAUUUGCCGAUCCUUUUGCUUAUAUAAAUAAGAUUCGUCCAAUUGCGGAAAAAACGGGUAUUUGUAAGGUCCGCCCGCCUCCGGACUGGCAGCCUCCAUUUGCAUGUGAUGUUGACAGACUGCACUUCACUCCUCGGAUACAGAGGCUAAAUGAACUGGAGGCACAGACCAGAGUUAAGCUUAACUUCUUGGACCAGAUUGCAAAGUUCUGGGAGUUGCAGGGGUGUUCUCUGAAGAUUCCUCAUGUGGAAAGGAAGAUAUUGGACCUGUAUCAACUCAACAAGAAUGUUGCAGAUGAGGGCGGAUUUGAUAUUGUGUGUCGCGAUAGACGAUGGACGGCGAUUGCGCUUAAGAUGGGCUUUGCUCCUGGCAAGGCUGUUGGCUCUCACUUACGGUCACACUAUGAGAGACUUCUCUACCCAUACAACCUCUUCCAGAGCGGAGCCAACCUCCUGGCACCAGAGCUUGCGUCCAAGCUGAUGCGCUUAGUGUCUGCUCCUGAACUUGACACGUUUGUCCGGGAGCCAACCCUGCCAGUUGACACGAGUGACAAGGAGUGUAAACCCCCUGUGCUGACCGAGAGGCAGCACUUUGUUGAGCCAACCGAGUCCUGCUGCAACAGCGCCCACAGAGCAAAGCGGAUGAGAGCUGAGGUGGAUGCCCUUGUCGCACAGAGCCACACACACUUGUCAGAAGAACUCCUCUUAAAACCAUCGGGUUGUGUGAAGACAGAACCAGGAACGGAACCUUGUGAAAACAACAGACCAAAUCUGAGGAGGAGGAUGGGCUCUUUUGUUGCCAAGCCCGAGCCAGACAUUCCCAUUCUAGUGAAACAAGAACCCAUCGAGCCGGUGAGCGAGGCAGACAAAAACAAGUCUCGAUAUAAGAAAAAAACAAGUAUUGAUGCCCCACCUCCUGCAGUGAGUGUAGUGGACCUGUAUAUGUGUCUGGUGUGUGGCAGCGGGAGUGACGAGGAUCGUCUUCUGUUGUGUGAUGGCUGUGACGCCAGUUACCACACCUUCUGUCUCAUACCCCCUCUGCACGACAUCCCCAAAGGAGACUGGAGGUGCCCCAAGUGCCUGGCUCAAGAGUGCAGCAAACCUCAGGAGGCAUUUGGCUUUGAGCAGGCAUACAGGGACUACUCUUUGCGGGCUUUUGGUGAAAUGGCAGACUCCUUCAAAUCUGAUUACUUCAACAUGCCAGUUCAUAUGGUUCCCACAGAGUUGGUGGAAAAAGAGUUCUGGCGCUUGGUGAGCACCAUCGAAGAGGACGUCACAGUGGAGUACGGAGCAGAUAUAGCCUCCAAGGAGUUUGGGAGCGGAUUCCCCAUCAAGAAUGGAAGAUUUAAGGUUUCAGAAAAGGAUGAGAAGUACCUGAAGUGUGGCUGGAACCUGAACAACAUGGCGAUGAUGGACCCGUCAGUGUUGACUCAUGUCACAGCAGACAUCUGUGGGAUGACUCUACCUUGGCUCUAUGUAGGCAUGUGCUUCUCCUCCUUCUGCUGGCACAUCGAGGACCACUGGAGCUACUCCAUCAACUACCUGCACUGGGGGGAGCCAAAGACAUGGUAUGGAGCACCUGGCUUUGCUGCGGAACAGCUGGAGGCUGUGAUGAAGAAACUAGCUCCAGAGCUGUUUCAGAUUCAGCCAGAUCUCCUCCACCAGCUGGUCACCAUCAUGAACCCUAACACCCUCAUGUCCUACGGGGUUCCGAUUUACAGAACCAAUCAGUGUGCUGGUGAGUUUGUCAUCACGUUCCCCAGAGCCUAUCACAGUGGUUUUAACCAAGGUUUUAACUUCGCUGAGGCUGUCAACUUCUGUACUGUGGACUGGAUGGCAUUAGGCCGCCAAUGCGUUGACCACUACAGACUACUGCAUCGGUACUGUGUUUUCUCCCACGACGAGAUGAUCUGCCAGAUGGCCUCCAAGGCCAACAGUCUGGACGUGGUCCUGGCGUCGGCUGUCCAGAAGGAUAUGAAGGAUAUGGUCAGAGAGGAACAGGACCUACGAGAUAAAGUCCGCAAGAUGGGGGUGUUGCGUUGUGAGCAGGCGGAGUACGAUCUCCUGCAGGAUGAUGAGCGGCAGUGUGCCAAAUGUAGGACCACCUGUUUCCUGUCUGCCAUCACCUGCCCCUGCAGCCCCGGCCAGCUGGUCUGUCUCCACCACAUCCAGGACCUCUGCUCCUGUCCCCUCACCAACUACACACUGAAUUAUAGAUUUACACUGGAUGAUCUGUACCCCAUGAUGAACGUGGUGAAGCAGCGAGCUGAGACCUACGACGAGUGGGCAUCCCGCGUGACGGAGACUCUGGAGGCUAAGUUGGACAAGAAAAAAAGCUUGUCAGUCUUCCGCUCCCUCAUUAACGAAUCAGAGUCCAAGAUGUUCCCUGACAAUGACCUCUUGCGUCAGCUCCGUUUAGUCACACAGGAUGCAGAGAAGUGCUUCUCAGUGGCCCAGCAGCUACUCAACGGCAAAAGGCAGACUAGGUAUCGGUGUGGUGGGGGGAAGACCCAGAGCCAGCUGACCGUGCAGGAGCUGAGGUCAUUUGUCAGGCAGCUUUACAACAUCCCUUGCAGCCUUCCUCAAGCCCCCAAAUUAAAGGAUCUCUUGAAUUGCAUCGAAGACUUCCAGCAGCACAGUGAGAAAGUUCUGAUGGAUGAAGCCACCAGCACAGCCGUGAUCCAGAGUCUUCUAGACGUUAGCUUUGACUUUGAUGUGGAGCUGCCUGAACUUCCAAUACUACGGGAGAGGCUGGCACAAGCCCGUUGGCUGGAGGGUGUGCAGCAGACCAGCGCCCAGCCCUCCACCCUCACCCUGGAGACCAUGCGGAGGCUGAUAGACCAGGGCGUGGGCCUGACCCCUCACCCCUCCGUGGAGAAGGGCAUGGCUCAUCUGCAGGAGCUGCUCACGGUGUCUGAACAUUGGGAGGAAAAGACCAGCAUCCUCCUCAAGGCCAGGCCCCCCCCAUCUAUAGAAGUCCUCUCUGAAGCAGCUGAGAAGGUGGUGGGUAUACCUGCUUACCUCCCCAAUUGUCUGAUGCUGAAGGACUCCAUCAGUAGGGCCAGGCAGUGGCUUCAGGAAGCAGAGGCAUUUCAGGAUGGAGAGUCCAUUCCAUUGUUUGACAAGCUCUCUGAUAUGGUUCUACGAGGACAAGCCAUCCCAGUCCAGCUGGACCCUCUAAAGCAUCUGGAGUUUCUGGUAACAGAGCUGCAGGCCUGGAAAGAGUCUGCAGCUAAAACCUUCCUCAUGAAAAACUCUCACUUCACUCUGCUUGAGGUUCUGUGUCCAAGAUUUGAGGUUGGAGCAGGGUCUCCGAAAAGGAAGUCGAAAAAAGCUAAGGACUGCAGUAAGAAGAAGGUGGUGAAGCUAGACUGUCUCAGUGAUGUGGAAAAAGCCCUCUUAGAGACCAAGGACACUACCUCAGCUCUGGCAACUCUCGGGGAAGUGCGGUUACGGGAGAUGUGGGCCAUCUCCUCCCUCCGGGCAGCUAACGAGUCCAAGCUCCUCCCCACGGCAGACUGCAUGGACCUGAAGGUGUGUGUGUGUCAGAAUCCCCCCAUGGGAGCCAUGUUACAGUGUGAGCUCUGCCGGGACGCCUUCCACAGCGUGUGUGUUAGGGCUCCCUCAGACUCCCGUUCAACCCAGGCCUGGCUGUGUCCAGACUGCCGACGCUCGGAGAAGCCCUCCCUGGACAAGGUCCUGUCCUUGCUGGCGUCGCUGCAGCGUAUCCAGGUGCGUCUACCGGAAGGCGAUGCACUUCACUAUUUGGUUGAGAGAACAGUCAGCUGGCAACAGCGAGCGCGACAGGUCUCUGCCUCCUGCGGCCUUCCAGACCUGGAGGAGAGCUUUAGAACUUCACCAUCUGCGGUUGGAAAGCCACCAUGUUUGACUCCAGAGUGGAACAGGACAAGUCAUGAUCAGAUGGUCUUCUACACCGAGCAACGAUGCAUUCCUCUGCAGGGUCUGAGUGUGGAGCUGGAGGAGCUGAUGGUGGAAGGGCUCCUGCUACAGGUGUCUCUGCCAGAGAUCACACAGCUCUACCACGUGUUACUGAAUGGGCUGGGAACGCAUCACACCCACGGACGCACGUCACAGCAAGAGGACGACCCCUCGGACUGUGACAAACGCAAGCAGUGCAACUCUCAGGGAAGAAGCUCUCCACAAAAAGAGGAUGGCCUGAAAAAGGAAGUAGUUAACGGAGCAGAGAAGAAGGCCAAGCGACGCCUGGAGAGGGAGGCUCUGGAGACAGAGCGCAGGGACAAGGCCAAGAAGCUCCAAAACAAGAGACAGAAAAUGAACAAGGAGAAGAACCUGGAACGCAGGGCAGCCUCGACCUCCUCAUCUCCUCGUUCCGACUUCUCCCAGUCAGAAGACUCUGAAGAGGAGAUGGCCAUGUGUCCAGCAGAGGGAUGCCAGCAGCCAGAAGGAGAUGAGGUGGACUGGGUCCAGUGUGACGGCAGCUGUAACCAGUGGUUCCACCAGGUCUGUGUGGGUGUGACAGCCGAGUUGGCUGAGAAAGAGGACUAUGUGUGUGUCAGCUGUACAAUAAGCGAUGGCCGCUGAGGAUUUGAGGAGAGAAUGGAUGGAGUUUUGGAAGGAAAGUCUGACGGUGUUCGGCCUACUCCGUUAGCAACCUGGCCACACAAGUCAGGAUGUCACAGACCUAGCCCUCCCUUGUCCUCAUCCCCUUUGUGACAACGGUGCUAUCUCCUCCUCUUUAUUGGGUUGUUGUCCAGAACUAUACUGUUUGUUACUUUUUUUUGUAUUUUUUACAUAUUUUUCUUUCCUCCUUUGAACUGUUUGUGGUUGUGACAUGAUGUGGAGUCAGUGUGCUGCAUGGGUUUCCAUAUAAUGGGUGGUGCAAAGGAGUCAAACAAUAAGGCACUCUAAAGAUCCAAGGGUAUCUUGAACUUCCUUGCAUGCAAAACCAGAGACAGAUGGUUAAGGUCCCCUCCUUCCCCGUAAUAAAUCAUGUGAUGGAGAGAACUGUAUUUUCUGGGAAACCCAAUACUUAGUACUUCCAUCAUACUGACUUAUAUCAGUAGACUAAGUUUAUUUUAUCUGAGCAAUAAUGUUUGUCUCAAUUGAAUUCAAUGGAUUGGUCUCCUCUGAACUACGUGUUGAUGCUUCAGCAAUGGUUUGAUGUACAGAACAGAAAGCGUAUCGACUGGGGUAAGUUACAGUUGUAGACUAGCAAUGUAGCAGACAGAAGGACCUGGAUCAACUGCCACACACUAUACAGUGCCUUUGGAAAGUAUUCAAACCCCUUGACUUUAUCCACAUUUUGUUACAUUAUAGCCUUAUUCUAAAAUGGGUUAAAUAAAUACAAAUCCUCAAAUCUACACACAAUAUCACAUAAUGGCAAAGCAAAAACCUGUUUUGGGAAAUUUUAGCAAAUGUAUUAAAAAAAUACAUAAGACUUCAGACCCUUUGCUAUGAGACUUGAAAUUGAGCUCAGGUGCAUCCUGUUUCCAUUGAUCAUCCUUGAUGUUUCUACAACUUGAUUGCAGUCUACCUGUGGUAAAUUCAAUUGAUUGGACAUGAUUUGGAAAGGCACACACCUGUCUGUAUAAGCUUCCGCAGUUGUCAGAGCAAAAACCAAGUCAUGAGGUCGAAGGAAUUGUCCGUAGAGCUCAGACAGGAUUGUGGCGGCGCAGGUAUGGGGAAGGGUACCAAAGAAUGUAUGCAGCAUUUGAAGGUCCCCAAGAACACAGUGGGCUCCAUCAUUCCUAAAUGGAAGAAGUUUGGACCCACCAAGACUCUACCUAGAGCUGGCUGCACGGCCAAACUAAGCAAACGAGGGAGAAGGGUCUUGGUUAGGGAGGUGACCACUAACCCGAUUGUCACUCUGUCAGAACUCCAGAGUUCCUCGUGGAGAUGGGAGAACCUUCCAGAAUGACAACCAUCUUUAAAGCACUCCACCAAAUCAGGCCUUUUAUGGUAGAGUGACCAGAUGGAAGCCACUCCUCAGUAAAAGGCACAUGACAGCCCACUUGGGAGUUUGUUAAAAGGCAGAUUCUGACCAUGAGAAACAAGAUUCUCUGGUCUAAUGAAACUCUUUGGCCUGAAUGCCAAGCGUCACAUCUGGAGGAAACCUGGCACUAUCCCUGCGGUGAAGCAUGGUGGUGGCAGCAUCAUGCUGUGGGGAUGGUUUUCAGCGGCUGGGACUGGAGGGAAAGAUGAAUGGAGCAAAGUACGGAGAUCCUUGAUGAAAACCUGCUCUGGGGCGAAGGUUCAAUGCAGGACUGGCUUCGGAACAAGUCUCAAUGUCCUUGAGUGGCCCGUACUUGAACCCGAUCGAACAUCUCUGGAGAGACCUGAAAAUAGCUGUGCAGAAAUGCUCUCCAUCCAACCUGACAGAGCUUGAGAGGAUCUGCAGAGAAGAAUGGGAGAAACUCUCCAAAUACAGUUGUGCCAAGCUUCUAGUGUCAUACCCAAGGCGGCUCGAGGCUGUAAUUGCUGCCAAAGGUGCUUCAACAAAGUACUGAGUAAAGGGUUUGAAUACUUAUAUAAAUGUGAUAUUUAUGUGUAGAAUUUUUAUUAAUAUAUAUGUAUGUAUAUGUGUGUAUUAAUAAGGUUGUAACCUAACAAAACAUGGAAAAAGUCUAGCGGUCUGAAUACUUUCCGAAGGCUCUUUUACAUACCGAAGUAUGUGGACACCUUCAAAUUAGUGGAUUCGGGUAUUUCAGCCACACCCGUUCCUGACAGCUGUAUAAAAUCGAGCACACAGCCAUGAAAUUUCCGUAGACAAACUUUGGCAGUCGAAUGGCCUUAGUGAAGAGCUCAAUGACUUUCAACAUGCCAGUACGUAAAAUUUCUACCUAGAGAUGCCCCGGUCAACUAUAAGUGCUGUUCUUGUGAAGUGGAAACAUCUAGGAGCAACAACGGCUCAGCCGUGAAGUGGUAGACCACACAAGCUCACAGAAAGGUACCGUUGAAGCACAUAGUGUGUCAGAAUUGUCGGUACUCGGCUGCAACAUUCGCGACAGGGUUCAAAACUGCUUCUGGAAGCAACGUCAGCACAAUAACUGCUGUUUGGGAGCUUCAUGAAAUGGGUCUCCAUGGCUGAGCGGCCGCACACAAACCUAAGAUCACCAUGCGCUAUGCUAAGCGUCAACUGGAGUGGUGUGAAGCUCCCCGCCAUUGGACUUUGGAGCAGUGGAAACACAUUGCUCUGGAGUGAUGAAUCACGCUUCACCACCUGGCAGUCUGACUGACAAAUAUGGGUUUGGCUGAUGCCAGGAGAAUGCUACCGAUCCCAAAUACAUAGUGCCACCUGUUUAUUUUGGUGGAGGAAUAGUCGUCUAGGGUUGUUUUUCAUGGUUCGGGCUCGGCCCCUUAGUUCUAGUGAAGGGAAAUCUUAACACUGCAGCAUACAAUGACAUUCUGGGCAAUUCUGUGCAUUCAACUUUGUGGCAACAGUUUGGGGAAGGUCCUUUCCUUUUUCAGCAUGACAAUGCCCCCGUGCAGAAAGCGAGGUCCAUACUGAAAUUGCUUGUCGAAAUUGUGUGGAAGAACUUGACUGGCCUGCACAGAGCCCUGACCUCAACCCCAUCGAACACCUUUUGGAUGAAUUGACUAUAAGCCAGGCUUAAUCGGCCAACAUCAGUGCCGACCUCACUAAUGCUCUUGUGGCUGAAUGGAAGCAAGUCCCCACAGCAAUGUUCCAACAUCUAGUGGAAAGCCUUCCUAGAAGAGUGGGGGCUGUUAUAGCAGCAAGGGGGGGACCAACUCCAUAUCAAUGCCCAUGAUUUUGGAAUGAGAUGUUUGACGAGCAGUUGUCCACAUACUUUUGGUCAUGUAGUGUAUGUGCUUGGGUGGGUCACUUUGGGAAGGAAUGGAGAGAGGUAGUUUGAGACAUUGCAGUUUAUAUUGUGGAAUAAAAACAUUUUCUC
Oncorhynchus masou masou (cherry salmon) is the source of this 8144-nucleotide messenger RNA. Its product is annotated as lysine-specific demethylase 5B-B-like. Gene Ontology annotation, molecular function: histone H3K4me/H3K4me2/H3K4me3 demethylase activity; DNA binding. Bases 181 to 4812 code for a protein of 1543 amino acids. The transcript is spliced from 28 exons. Gene Ontology annotation, cellular component: nucleus; chromatin. NCBI's taxonomy places the organism in Eukaryota, Metazoa, Chordata, Actinopteri, Salmoniformes, Salmonidae. The record is from RefSeq and is a predicted model, not a curated record. Gene Ontology annotation, biological process: chromatin remodeling; regulation of DNA-templated transcription.